AGAAGUUUUUUAUUAUUAUUGUGACAGCACUCGGAGCACAUCCUAUCCUAUAAUAUAAUAUAUAUGUGUGAUGUUUAUGUGUGAUUUGCCAGUGAUUAUGUCAUCCAACGAGACCAACAACAUUGAUCAGCACCUGAGGCAUCACCAUCUCAUCGUAUGCUAAAAAUUGUUUGGACAGUGAUUUCAACUUUAACAACAUAAUAAUGAUACCAAAUAUGAGUGAUAACAGCCGUGAUGGUGGCAACGAUGUGGAUACCGGCACCAUUGCUGAACAAUUGAUCAGAAAUUUCAGCACCUAUUGGGCACCGGCAGCCUGGCUCAGCACUGAAGCCAAUGUGACGCCACCGGCGCUCAUCAACUGUAGUGAUUUGUGGACGAAUUCAGUCCAGAUUCUGGACUGUAUUACGUCAGUCAACUGUCGUAAUUAUAGCUGCAAUGAUAGUCAUAUAAAUUAUUUUAGUGAUACCAUCGCCAAUGAUGACAACAUAUCAGUGCCGAUCAUAUUGAGUACAUUAGAUAAUCAGUCGACCAUUACGGCGUCAGCCAUCACCACAUUAGCCACACCAGUGAACAGUACUAAAGUAGUAACGACUAUAAUAUUAGAGCCCGAUCUUCGUAUACACCAUCCAUUUUUGGCCAUCAUUUUGGCCAUUAUUUGUGUUAUUGUUGUUUUCGGCAAUGCAUUAACAAUGCUCAGUGUCUAUCGGGAACGUUACUUACAUACUGUGACCAACUAUUUUGUUGCCUCAUUAGCCGCAGCCGACUGUCUGGUCGGUGCCAUUGUUAUGCCUUUCUCAGUUGUCCACGAAGUCAUGAACAAAUGGUGGAUAUUUGGACAGGACUGGUGUGAUUUAUGGCACAGUUUUGAUGUAUUGGCCAGUUCGGCAUCCAUUCUCAAUCUAUGUGUCAUUUCGUUAGAUCGAUACUGGGCUAUCACUGAUCCGAUGACAUAUCCAUCUCGUAUGACACCCAAUAAAGCGGCCAUUUUUAUAGCAUUUCUGUGGAUCUGUUCGGCGCUGAUCUCAUUUCCAGCUAUACUCUGGUGGAGAGCCGUACAAAAGGAACCGGUACCACCAUUUCGAUGUUUAUUUACUGACGAUGUCGGUUAUCUAGUAUUUUCAUCUACGAUCUCGUUUUACGGACCACUAAUGGUUAUGGUGUUUACCUAUUAUCGUAUUUAUGUGGUGGCCAGCAAACAGACCCGUAGUCUAAAACUGGGCGCCAAACAGAUAAACUCGUCCAGCGAUACGUUGGGCAACAAUAAUGCAAUUACACUGCGAAUGCAUAGGGGCGGCAAAAAUGUGACAAACAAUAGUAAUAACCAAACAAUGGUUGGACAGCAUAUAUGUCGACCAAAAUAUUCCGGUGAUUCCGGUUCUGAUGAACACAAUCACGAGUUUAUCAGCGGAACCGAUGAAAACGGUUUAGAAAAGUGUUCAUCAAUUAGAUCGAGAAAUAUGAAGACUAAUUGGUCGGUUGGUAGAAGAUUAGCCAAAUUAGCCAAAGAGAGAAAAGCGGCCAAAACUUUGGGAAUAGUAAUGGGAGUCUUCAUACUUUGUUGGAUGCCUUUUUUUGUAACCAAUAUAUUGAUGGGCAUCUGUGCCGAGUCGUGUGUCUUUGAGCCCGACCUACUGUUAUCAGUGGUCACCUGGUUGGGUUGGCUUAACAGUGCAAUGAAUCCGGCCAUAUAUGCCUGUUGGUCGCGGGACUUUCGGCGAGCCUUUCGUAGGAUACUCUGUUCGUGUUGUAUAUCUAAACGGGACAGACAUAACAAUCGGCUGAAACACAAUCGAUUCAGUUAUGUGGCCAAAGAUGGCAAACAUGGAUACCCUAAGCACAGGUCCAAUGAGGAAAUAGUUCUCAACAGUAUAGAGGCCAGCGUUACGCACAACCAUACAUGCGAUGACCACACAAAUGGACUUAGAAUUAGUGAAACACUUCCCAUAUGACAAACACAGAGACAUUAAAAGACAACUCGAUGUCAAAUAUUAAAAUCUAAUGGACUCUAGAGAACUGACUACCAGUGCUCACAUUGUUUGUCUGUAAUAAUGGGUCACAAAUAAGUUCAUACACUUACAUAUACAGACAGACCAACCGUUUUUUUUGUUGUUGAGU
This is a messenger RNA of Oppia nitens, 2115 nucleotides long. RefSeq names its product dopamine receptor 2-like. Gene Ontology annotation, biological process: adenylate cyclase-activating adrenergic receptor signaling pathway. Bases 204 to 1949 code for a protein of 581 amino acids. Lineage: Eukaryota; Metazoa; Arthropoda; Arachnida; Sarcoptiformes; Oppiidae. Gene Ontology annotation, cellular component: membrane. Gene Ontology annotation, molecular function: adrenergic receptor activity. The record is from RefSeq and is a predicted model, not a curated record. The transcript has 7 exons.